CCUACCUUCUUCUCACCCAAUCCAUCUUCCACGGAGGAACGAUAAUUGUCUCUGAAUCAUGCUCAACCUGAACGUCAAGGAGCGCCUCGCAGGGGCUUAGCGGACGCGAGGGGUGCGAAUGGGCAGAGAAGAAUCUCUAGAAGGGAACAUGAGCACCCAGGAUCCUUCAGAUCUGUGGAGCAGGUCGGACGGAGACGCUGAGCUGCUCCAGGACUUGGGGUGGUACCAUGGUAACCUCACCCGACAUGCAGCUGAGGCUCUUCUCCUCUCCAAUGGAUGCGACGGGAGCUACCUUCUGCGGAACAGCAAUGAAAGGACAGGGCUGUACUCUCUCUCUGUGAGAGCCAAAGACUCUGUCAAACACUUUCACGUCGAAUAUACUGGAUAUUCAUUUAAAUUUGGCUUUAAUGAAUUCUCAUCUUUGAAAGAUUUUGUCAAGCAUUUUGCAAAUCAGCCUUUGAUUGGAAGUGAGACAGGCACUCUGAUUGUUCUGAAACAUCCCUAUCCAAGAAAAGUGGAAGAACCAUCCAUUUAUGAAUCCGUCCGGGUUCACACAGCAAUGCAGACGGGAAGAACAGAAAACGACCUCGUGCCCACCGCCCCUUCUCUGGGCACCAAAGAAGGUUACCUCACCAAACAGGGGGGGCUCGUCAAGACCUGGAAAACGAGGUGGUUCACUUUGCACAGGAAUGAACUAAAAUACUUCAAAGACCAGAUGUCACCAGAACCAAUUCGGAGCCUAGAUUUAAGAGAAUGUUCGGCUGUACAAUUUGAUUAUUCACAGGAAAGGGUGAACUGUUUUUGCUUAGUAUUUCCGUUCAGGACAUUUUAUCUCUGUGCAAAGACAGGAGUAGAAGCUGACGAGUGGAUCAAGAUAUUACGCUGGAAGUUGUCUCAAAUAAGAAAACAGCUUGAUCAAGGGGAAGGCACAAUCCGAUCUCGGUCAUUCAUCUUUAAAUAGACAGACCUUCCUCGAUGAGGGAUGCCCUGACCCAGGAGCAGGGUGGAAUGUUCCUGAUGUUGUGAUCCACAGCAGGUUUCAGAUGAAA
Molecule: messenger RNA, 1049 nt
Organism: Mesoplodon densirostris (Blainville's beaked whale)
Lineage: Eukaryota; Metazoa; Chordata; Mammalia; Artiodactyla; Ziphiidae
Gene: DAPP1
Product: dual adaptor of phosphotyrosine and 3-phosphoinositides 1
Exons: 10
Coding region: 119-961 (280 amino acids)
Source: RefSeq, a predicted model, not a curated record